Fusarium venenatum is the source of this 891-nucleotide messenger RNA. RefSeq names its product P-loop containing nucleoside triphosphate hydrolase protein. Lineage: Eukaryota; Fungi; Ascomycota; Sordariomycetes; Hypocreales; Nectriaceae. The record is from RefSeq and is a predicted model, not a curated record.
AUGGCCUCUUCCACUCAUGGGUCCGUGUCUACACACGCGAACCCCGAUCGCAUUGUACCUAUGCGCGUCAUCGUCUGUGGCGUUCAUCGCACAGGCACGCUGAGUAUUAGAAACGCCCUCUGGCAGCUUGGUUUCCACGACUGCUACCACAUGCAAACACUCAUCAAGGACCCAUCUCGCGCCCCAGAAUGGAUCCGUGCUUUCGAAGCAAAGUACGCCGGACAAGGCUCCUUCACCCGUGCUGACUGGGACCGUCUUCUCGGCGACUGCCAAGCCGUGUGCGACGUUCCAGCUGCUUUCUUCGGCGCCGAAUUAGCGGAGCUCUACCCCGAAGCCAAAGUCAUCAUCCUCAACCGUGAUCCUGAGAAGUGGUACGAGAGUGUGCUGAACAGCAUUUACUUGUUGACGUCCCCCAAGGAUAUCUGGACUAAGCUGAGCAUGAUUUACUGCUUUUUGCUGGAUUCAAACAUUCAGUACAUGGCAAAGUAUAGCAAAUCUAUGAAAUCGCUAGUACAAAAGUACGAUCACGGGAAUGAGAAGGACAAGGCCUUGGAGUGGUACAAGGCGCAGUACCAAGAGUUUCGCGACCGUAUCCCUGAAGAGCGUCGCUUCGAGUACACCAUCACUGAGGGAUGGGCGCCGCUGUGCGAGUACUUGGAUGUUCCCGUGCCCGAGGUUGAGGAUCCAGAGACUGGUAAAAAGGUUGUUGCACCAUUUCCCCACCUCAACGACGGCGAGACGUUCCGUAAGAAUAGUGUAGUUAUGAGGAAGAAGAGCAAGGAGAGAGCAAACCAGAAUUUGCUUUCUGCUGUGGGAAGAUUGGCUUUGACUGGGGUUGUGGGAUAUGCUGGAUACCUUGCAUGGAAGACUCGACUUGGAGGACGAGUGUAG